Messenger RNA from Drosophila kikkawai, 3623 nucleotides. RefSeq names its product monocarboxylic acid transporter silnoon (gene Sln). The record is from RefSeq and is a predicted model, not a curated record. Gene Ontology annotation, biological process: transmembrane transport. Lineage: Eukaryota; Metazoa; Arthropoda; Insecta; Diptera; Drosophilidae. Gene Ontology annotation, molecular function: monocarboxylic acid transmembrane transporter activity. Gene Ontology annotation, cellular component: membrane.
AGCAGCUGAACAGAGGCCACCGCAAAAAAAAAAGAAAAAUAAAAAUAAAAAGAAAAGUUCUCACGAAAUAAAAGCUUUUGCAGAAGGGUUUUCCCUACAACACAAAGACGACGCUAAACCAGACAUAAGUCAUAAUUUCGGCAAGUCCUUAAAAGAGCCCUAGCCACGUGGUGUUCGCUAAGCCUGAUACAAAGAGACCACAGCCAGGAUCUCGCCAGUAUCGAUUUGUUCCAAAAACUGCAUAUUUGCACACACACACACACGCGCGGGCUGACAGUGCGCUUGUGCUGCGAAAGGAAAAGGAAACGAGGGACGAGAGACGAGACCAGGAAGCGGAAGCGGAAACAGCUGCUGCCUAAACAAAGGGGAACAAAAAGGAAGCCAAGAAGCUAGACUAUUAUCAAUGGGCAUCAUGACGCCACAACAGCAACAGCAGCCAGGAUCUCAGCCUUGAGCAGAAGCCAUACAAAAUCAUACCAGCAGCAGCAGCAUCCCUUCUCUCACAUAGAAAAGGAGCAGCAAAUUCGAAGGAAGCCCACCUUUCAAAAAGGGUUUCAAGUGCCAAGUUGUAAAGCGGCAGAGCCGCAGAAUUGCUAAGAAAACUGGGCCAACCGGUGAAGGCCCGCGUUCGUCAGCUCUUUAGGAUUUUCAGGAGCCAAAUCAGAGGCAACCCAAUGCAUUUGGGUGCACAACAACAACGCCCCAAGCAACAACAACAACAGCGCGAGCAACAAGAGAAACAUCAGAGGCGUUUCACGUUCAGUAAAGGACGCCAAUGUCGUCCCUACAGCGUGACUGGCAUUUACAGGGUUCCCGGGGAUCGGUUUACUGCGCGAGUGAACCGGACCCAGCUGGUGGAGUCCAGUACGAGUCGGGAGGGUUCCUUCUCGACACAAAGCCAACAGCGCCCGGCGGAGGGGGUGGCGUGGCCGUUGGGGGUGGCAAUAGCGGCGGAGUGGGCGGUGGCCUCGAAUGCGGCUCCCUUUUCUCAGUGGUCUCCGCUCCGCCGGCACCCCUGCCCGACAUCGUUGAGCCGCUGGCCGAGCUCGAUGUCAAGCAAAUGGAAGCGCUAUGCCUGCCAUCUCCAUCUCGAUCCCGAUCCCGCUGCAGCUCGCCCUCACCCUCGCCCAUCCGCCGACCUGCCACCCUCACCCUGGAUGCGCCCUGCUGCCCAAGGACCCUGCACGCCAGCCUGCUGGAGCACCAGAUCUCGGAAAUUGAGGAGGACGACAAUGAAAACCUGCUGACCGUGUCCAGCAUCACGGCGCGUCCGUUGAUCGCGAAAUCGCACGAGCUGCGGAGCAGCCGGAAGUCAAGUUCCGGUUCCGGUUUAAAUACAGCCCGGAGCAGGUGCGUCCGCCGGGCCAAAGAGCGCGAAAAGGAGCGGGAUCGUGUUCCGCUCUCGAAUGUGAAGCGUAACAAGCAGCUGCCCAAGGAUCGCGACUCCUCGACGACCACAACGGAGAGUGGCGGAGGGAAUGUGGAGCCUCCGGACGGUGGCUACGGCUGGUUCAUUGUCUUUGGAGCCUUCUCCGUGCAGUUUUGGGUGGCGGGAUUGGUCAAAUCCUAUGGCGUGCUGUACGUGGAGAUAAUGGAAACGUUUCCCAGCUCUACGGCCACGGUGGCUUCUUGGAUACCUGCAAUUCUGUCGGCUUUGUGCUUGGUCCUGGCUCCACUGUCGAGUGCUUUGUGCCAGCGAUUCUCCUGCCGAGCGGUGGUCUUUGUAGGCGGAAUCUUCUGUGCCAUGGGCAUGAUACUCAGUUACUUUGCCACCAGUCUGUUGCACUUGCUUUUCACCUUUGGCAUACUCACAGGAAUUGGCGGCGGGCUUUCCACCACCCCAGGCAUCGUGAUAGUCUCCCAAUACUUCGAUAAGCAUCGGGCUCUGGCCAAUGGCAUCUGCGUUUCCGGCACUGCCGCCGGCAGCUUCAUACUCCCCGUGCUGAUAAAGCAUCUGGUGGAAGCCUGGGGCUUCCAUGGCACCAUCCUUAUCCUGGGCGGCUGCAUGCUGCAUGUUUGCGUCUCCGCCACUUUAUAUCGCCCUAUCAGUGCUUACAUGGAGCAGGAGCAGGGACAGGAGGAGGAGACAGCUAAGCCUCUCAAUGAGGACAUCAAUCCCAGCACCACGGGCAUACUGACCACCUCGACCUACCUGGAUACGUGUGAGCUGGGCAGGGGCAACGAGCUAAACGACAAGUUCAUUGAGCAUCUGUUCCUGGAGGAGUCCAAGAAUCACCUUAACUACUAUAACAGCAAGCAGCCAGCCCAGGACAAAUCGGCUCAGGAGAGCGAUGACGAGGUUAAGGACAUUAUUGGUGAGACCACCUUCAUCAAGCCUAUGAAAAAGGUACGCAGCUCUGGCCUGCUUCACUCUGUCGAGGAUCUCAGCACAGACUCCACUUGGGUGUACCGCAAACACUCUGGCACCGACUCUAAUCGAGGCAGUCGCCGGCGUCGCAAUGUGUUUGCCAAUGACGAGGUGAUAUCCAAGAUCCAGGCCCACCUGGAGAAGCCCCUUUCGCCGCCAAGUGUGGUUAGUCGUGGGCUGAGCAAGAGCAUGGAGAUACCCACGCCGGUUAGUAAUCUCAGCGAGCUCAAGCAGGAGCAGGCGGAGCACAGUGUUCUCAACGAUUCCCAGCUGGUGGUGGAGUCCAUUGAUGGCGACUGUCGUCGAGGAACUGCUGCCGAUGAGGACGAUGACGAUGAUGAUGACGAGGAGCAGGGACCACGCACCUGCUGCGAGCGGAUAGAAAUGUAUUUGGACAUCAGUUUGCUGCAGGAGCCAAGAUUUAUACUGAUGUGCCUAUCGGUCACCCUGAUGUCGGUUGGAUGUCCCUAUAUGCUCUACUACCUGCCCGCCCAUGUCAUUUCCAUAGGCUACAAUAAAAGCGAGGCGGGCUACCUGGUGGCCAUCAGCGCCGUCCUGGACUUGUGUGGUCGCCUGGGUCUAGGCUGGCUAUCCGAUUUGCAGCUUUUCGACCGGAAAAAGACCUACACACUGUGCAUUUUGGGUGCUGGCCUGGCCGUGCUCACCAUACCCUUUGCCAAGACCCUGAUCCUGGUGGGUUUGUCAGCAGCCGUCUAUGGCUUGUGCCUGGGUAGCUGGUAUGUCCUAAUGCCCGUGCUCCUGGCGGAUGUCUUUGGCACAGACCGGAUCAGCUCCAGCUAUGGCCUGGUGCGCAUGUUUCAGAGUAUUGGGGCCAUUUCGGUGCCACCGCUGGCGGGUCUGAUGAGGGAUCUUUCCGGCGACUAUGAGAUCUGUUUCUACUGCAUGGGUUCCUGCAUGGUCCUGGGCUGUACGCCGCUGAUUGUGUGGUCCAUCCUGGAGGCCCGCAAUCAUCGGCUGUUUGUGCAGCGCGAGGACGAGGAGGAGGACUGCGAAGUGGCCUAGAAUAUGGAUAUAGUUGGUUGCCCCCAUAAAAGUUAAUCGUGUUUUAGUAGCGAUCAAAUUACUAGUUGAGUUCCUGAGUUCCUGAGUUUGCAGAGUUCGAAUGCCUCACCGAUAUUGCUGAUUCUAUCAAAUACUAUCUAUCUACGAAUAUCUGUACUAUCUAUCUGUACGUUCUCAUUCACAGUCAUCACUUGCACCACACCCACUCCCUGUCUAACUAUCUUGUAGCUUG